Messenger RNA from Saccharomyces cerevisiae S288C, 906 nucleotides. It is a transcript of the gene JID1, whose product is annotated as Jid1p. Gene Ontology annotation, cellular component: mitochondrial membrane. The transcript has a single exon. The coding region runs from base 1 to 906 and encodes 301 amino acids. The record is from RefSeq and is marked reviewed. Lineage: Eukaryota; Fungi; Ascomycota; Saccharomycetes; Saccharomycetales; Saccharomycetaceae.
AUGCUACACCAUAAGUUCGUAUACCCAUUUUUAUUCAAGUGGCACUUAUCAUGUGUAGAAAAGUGUCCCCCACAAAUCACUUUUAUAGCUAAGUAUGCUACAGCGAACGAUAAAAAUGGCAAUAGAAAACUUACGAUAAGGGAUGAACAAUGGCCUGAGUUGGCAGAUCCAACUCCCUAUGAUAUUUUUGGCAUUCCAAAGGCCGGAUCUGGAAAUCCUAAACUGGACAAGAAGUCGUUAAAAAAAAAAUAUCAUCGUUAUGUAAAAUUGUACCACCCUGACCAUUCCGAUAACAUUCAAAUAUUUAGCUCAGAAAAGGUUACCAACAGUGAUAGUAAAUCACCGCUGCUGCUAACAUCAAGCGAAAAACUACAUAGAUUUAAAGUCAUCUCUCAAGCAUAUGAUAUUCUUUGUGACCCAAAGAAAAAGAUCGUAUAUGACACAACGAGGCAAGGCUGGACCACAUCGUAUUCACCACGUUCUAACGUUAAUACUGAAAAUUACCAAUAUGCCGGCUCUUAUGGCUACCACUCUAACGCGCAGUAUGAAUACUGGAACGCUGGGACUUGGGAAGACGCAAAUAGCAUGAAAAACGAAAGAAUUCAAGAAAACAUCAACCCAUGGACCGUUAUUGGCAUAAUUUGUGGCCUAGCUAUAUGCAUCGAAGGGACUGCGUUGUUAGCCAAAAUCCAGGAGUCUCUGAGCAAGGCCGAAUUUACUCAUGACGAAAGUGGAUUACAUUUGAUUCAGUCAUACACGAAUUAUGGUCUUGAUACUGACAAAUUUUCCAGAUUGAGGCGGUUCUUAUGGUUUAGAACUUGGGGACUUUACAAGUCGAAAGAGGAUUUAGAUAGAGAAGCCAAGAUCAAUGAAGAAAUGAUACGCAAACUGAAAGCAGCUAAAUGA